AGACCGAACUUUCUGUCUGGUUAUAGAACCGGUUUGCAAGCUGUAAGACCGGGUUGCUAGCUGUCUGUCUUAUCCAUUACCAAAAGCGGGGAAGAAAUUCUCACCGUAGGAUAAAAGAAAAAGCAAGUUUGAUCCUACGGUUAGAUUUGAAAGUAGGUUUUGCCAAGGACGUGGAUAAAAUGCGUGUUUGUCGUUGGGGAGCAAGAAAGAGCGACGUUCUUCUGGGGAUUUGCAAUAGAGAGAACGUGCUAUGGAAGACCAGUGCAUGGUGAUGUGUGGCGACUGGGUUUGUGGGGAUGGAUGUAAGUGGGAAUUUGUGGUCGACAAAAGGCAGAUGGCACGGCUUGUACCGAUUUCCGAGUCUAUUGCACUGAAAGAACUUCAAGAGAGUGUUUUGCGGGAGUUCGGUAAGGAGGAGAAGCUUUGGGAACCUGUUCUUAGUUACUGGACGCCAACAAGCUUCGAGUUAGCGACGGGGAUUCGAACGCCUCCUGUGCAGCUUACAAGUGAUGGAGCUAUCAAGUACUUUGUUCAGCACGUGAAGGUGAAGGGGGCUAUGAAUCUGUUUGUUAGGUUCGAGAGGAACGUGACGUUUUCUGAGAAGGACAAUGUUGACGACUCGGGGAUGGGUUUUGUAACUCCGGUUGCAUUUGGACCAAAGAGUUCUUCAAAGUUAGGCUCUGGAACUUCGAACGGAGGAUAUGUAUCGACGGGUGCUUCUAAAUCUAACAUUGUUGACUUGCAAGAUGUAGAGUUUCUGAGUGAAGUGGAGAGAGUUGAGGAGGUACUUAAAGGCGGUAGCGAGGGUGGAAAAGGAGAAGCUUUAAGCCAGAGUAGUGUUGGGGAGGAAGAAACUGUGGUGGAAGAAGUGGACGAGCUUGACGUGAGACCUCGAGGUUAUGACGAAGAUUUCUGGAGCCCACUACUGAAAACUGACUACAAAGGUUCGAAUGCUGUUAAUGUCAUCUACAAUGAGGAGGAGAUUGUUGCUGGUUUGACAAAGAGUAGUGGUCCACGGCGUUACACUUGCACCACCAAUGACGCGUUUGACCAUGUUGUUGAAGUCGGCGGUAGUAGCAGUGGUGUAAAUUUGCCAAAAGAUGAGGACUUUGGCAAACAGAACCCAUGGCUGCAUGGCGUGGAUGAGGGUGUUGGUGUGGACAGGCAGAGGAGGUCGUCCACAAGGAAGCUAGAUCAAGUUGAUGAUGAAGAGUUUGAUAUCCCUCCUCUGUUUGAUGAUACUAGCUAUGCCGCAGCAGAGAUUCCGGACAUGGAUUUAGAUGAGAGAGAUGGAAGGAUACAUGUUGGGAAGGUUUUUGGUAACAAAGAAGAUUGUCAGAUAUCGUUGGCGAUAUAUGCAAUCAAAAACCAAUUCCAUUUCAAACAAACGAGAACAAAGGUUGAUUCUUUUGUUGUGGAAUGUCCAGAUGAACACUGUGACUGGAGAGUUACAGCUCAUGAGAUCAGGGGGUGUGGUUAUUAUGAGAUAAGGAAAGCUCAACUUGAUCAUAGUUGUCCCAUCGAGUCAAGGCAGGGGUAUAAGAGCAAAGCUACUUCGCGGGUUAUUGCGGCAGUUUACAAAGCUAAGUUUGGGGAACCUGGUAAAGGACCAGUGCCUGCGGAAUUACAGAGGCUAGUGCUCGAGGAUCUUCGAGUGACUGCAUCGUACAUGAAGUGCUAUAGGGCGAAAGAGAAAGCUAUCAUGGACAUUCGUGGAUCAGAAGAAGACUCCUACUUGAAGCUGCCAGAGUAUUUGCACAUGUUAAAACUUGCAAAUCCUGGCACGGUUGCUGAUCUGGAGACUGAGGUGGAUGAGGAUGGAGAUGAGCGAUUUCUUUAUAUGUUCCUUGCGUUUGGGGCGUCCAUAGAUGGGUUUAAAAAGCUGCGUCGUGUCCUGGUGAUAGAUGGUACACACUUAGGAGGGAAGUACAAGGGAGUGCUGUUGACUGCAAGUGGACAAGAUGCAAACUUUCAGAUCUUUCCUCUUGCUUAUGCUAUUGUGGACAGUGAAGAUACAGAAGCGUGGACAUGGUUUCUACAAAAGGUUGAGCGUAUAUUGGCUGAUUCCCCAAGUCUUGCCAUUAUAUCUGAUCGUGCAACAUCAAUUUCUAAUGCUGUGAAACGUGUCUAUCCAUCUGCUCAACAUGGGGCGUGCAUUGUCCACUUAGCAAGGAACGUUAACUCCCGCUACUCGAGCAAGAACUUGGCGAAGAUGGUGACUGCUGCUGCAACUGCAUACAGACAACGGGACUACAGGGAGCUGUACGCUAAGGUCAGAGCAACUAACAGUGCAUGCGGAGUUUAUUUGGGGAAUAUCGGUGUGGCUCAUUGGUCGCGGUCGAACUUUGCGGGUGAGCGCUAUAAUAUCAUGACUAGCAAUAUAGCUGAGCAGCUUAACAACGCUUUGAGGGAAGGGAGGACGUCACCAAUAAUGGAGUUGGUGAUAUUCAUUCAAAGGAUGAUGACAAGGUGGUUCUGUGCUAGGAGAAAGAAAGCAGAGAAGCAUAGGGGGGUUGUUAGCGUGGAAGUUGAUAAAGAGAUGACCUCUAAUAUGGCAACAAUGAAGGGUAGUAAAGUGAACUCUGUCUCGAAUUGGACUUGUGAAAUUGUGGGAAAAUUUGGAGGAAAGGAGCGUGUGAUGCUUGCUGAGAAGCAAUGUAGCUGCAAGUAUUUUGAUAAAAUAAAAAUACCUUGUGGCCAUGCUAUGAUAGCUGCUGACAGUUUGGGAGUGACUUAUGAAACAUUGGUGGGUCACUGGUACAAGACUUCGACUUGGAGGGAGACAUAUGGUGGGAUAAUUAAUCCAGAGGGAGAUCCUAGGGAUGUUGAUGUUCCGGAACACGUUAAGAAUAUGGUGUUAAUGCCGCCCUUGACGACGAGGCCAGCUGGGCGUCGUAGGAAGAACAGGAUUCCUUCAACUGGUGAAUUUCCGGUUGCGAAGAAGACAAAGCUGGUUCCAAAUAAGUGUGGGAGGUGUCGUUGUGAAGGGCACAAUAGGACCCGUUGCACAAACCCAAUAUAGAGAUUGAGGCAGUGGGAGGGAGUUUUUGUUCGAAGUCAUUACUUGGCUAGCACAUUAUCGUAUGAAUAAGUUUUUGAAUAAGAAACGAACUUGAUCAUGUAAUGUUAUGAGUGGUUUUGUGACAUUUGAGUUGGAGAAGUAUUAUGGUUUGAGUUGUUUAGUGGUAAAGACUAUUACUUUGCUAUUGUAUUUGAGAGGAUAAUUGUGUUUGCAUUGAUUAAGGUUUAUUUGGUAUUCCUGGUGGGGUUA
Messenger RNA from Brassica rapa (field mustard), 3271 nucleotides. RefSeq lists its product as uncharacterized. The record is from RefSeq and is a predicted model, not a curated record. Gene Ontology annotation, molecular function: zinc ion binding. Lineage: Eukaryota; Viridiplantae; Streptophyta; Magnoliopsida; Brassicales; Brassicaceae.